AUGUCCUCUUUCUUUUUCUCCACACCCGUCGAUAUCGACAUCUUGCUAGAAGACGGCGAUGAGCGGGAAACGGUCGACAUCAAGCUCGAGAAGAACCGGCGGGAGAAGGCUCCGUUGUACCUUGACGGGGAGUCAGUGAAGGGUGCUGUCACAGUCAGGCCAAAGGAUGGCAAACGACUGGAGCAUACAGGCAUCAAGGUGCAGUUCAUCGGCAUGAUUGAGAUGCUCUAUGAUCGUGGCAAUCACUACGAAUUCCUCUCCCUGGGCCAAGAACUGGCUGCUCCUGGAGAACUACAGCACCCGCAGACAUUCCCAUUCAACUUCAAAAAUGUCGAGAAGCAGUACGAGUCUUACAACGGAAUCAACGUCAAGCUGCGGUAUUUUGUCAGAGUAACGGUCUCCCGUCGGAUUGCGGAUGUUGUGCGCGAGAAGGACAUCUGGGUAUAUUCGUACAGAUUGCCGCCGGAGUCCAACAAUCCAAUUAAAAUGGACGUCGGGAUUGAGGACUGUCUACAUAUUGAAUUCGAGUAUUCGAAGUCAAAAUAUCACUUGAGGGACGUGAUAGUGGGAAGAAUAUACUUUUUGCUCGUUCGGUUGAAAAUUAAGCACAUGGAGUUGUCUAUUAUAAGACGAGAGACUACAGGAUCCCCGCCGAAUCAGUAUAACGAAAGCGAGACGCUGGUAAGAUUUGAGGUAUGUGAUCCCUUUAUUCAUUAUUUCUAUACUCUAUACAGCGGUUUUGUUGACUAUUUCUUGGCUCAGAUUAUGGAUGGUUCUCCAUCAAGAGGUGGAUUUGAUCUAACUCCCACCUUCCGAGAUGUGAACAAGAAAUACUCAACGAGGUAUUAUCUCAGCCUUGUAUUAAUCGACGAAGACGCCCGUCGAUAUUUUAAACAAUCGGAGAUUGUCCUCUUCCGUCAAUCUCCAGAAAUGGCGGCUGCUGCACAACUUGAAAACCAACCGCAUGAUGGACAACAUGCAGUGCCCCCACCGGAACGCAAACAAGCCGUACGUCAUAGCGAGGAUGAGGAAGACGGCUUGCAAAGCUCGCACCAUGCAUCGCCCCCAUCCCAACUUGCACCUGAACCUGCAUCUGCACCUGCAUCCACUAUGCCGACAUAG
This is a messenger RNA of Trichophyton verrucosum HKI 0517, 1122 nucleotides long. RefSeq lists its product as uncharacterized. The record is from RefSeq and is a predicted model, not a curated record. Gene Ontology annotation, biological process: intracellular protein transport; retrograde transport, endosome to Golgi. Gene Ontology annotation, cellular component: endosome; retromer complex. NCBI's taxonomy places the organism in Eukaryota, Fungi, Ascomycota, Eurotiomycetes, Onygenales, Arthrodermataceae. The transcript has 4 exons. The coding region runs from base 1 to 1122 and encodes 373 amino acids.